UUUCAUCCCCCUUAGCUAUUCUUAAAAUGAUGCAAAAGAUUGUUAUACAGAUGCAGCCCAAGUGUGGAAAAUGCCGAACGAAGGCCAUGAUGGCAGCUGCCAAAGCAUUAGGUGUGAAUUCAGUGGAGCUACAAGGGGAAAACAAGAACCAGAUGGUGGUGAUCGGAGAUGGGGUUGAUGCUGCUGCUUUGACAAGCUCGGUGAGGAAGAAGGUCAAGAAUGCGUCACUUGAAAUGGUUGAAGAGUUGUAGCUUGUUUUAAGAGGAUGAUCAAAAGUCUUAACUGGUUACAAGAAUAUUAAAAGAUUGUGUUAGUUUAAAUAAUGUUUUAUUUAUACAUCUAUUCACAAUGCAAAUAAAAGAAUGUGUUUGUUUAAGUAAUGUUUUAUUUAUACA
Messenger RNA from Helianthus annuus (common sunflower), 395 nucleotides. Its product is annotated as heavy metal-associated isoprenylated plant protein 47. Lineage: Eukaryota; Viridiplantae; Streptophyta; Magnoliopsida; Asterales; Asteraceae. Bases 27 to 251 code for a protein of 74 amino acids. The transcript has 3 exons. Gene Ontology annotation, molecular function: metal ion binding. The record is from RefSeq and is a predicted model, not a curated record.